This is a messenger RNA of Lachancea meyersii CBS 8951, 1566 nucleotides long. Lineage: Eukaryota; Fungi; Ascomycota; Saccharomycetes; Saccharomycetales; Saccharomycetaceae. The record is from the annotation of a GenBank genome assembly.
AUGACAUUAGUAGCUCAUCGACAUCCUAUCCAGCUUCUCUCUGAAGUGUCAGUGUCGAGUUGUAUGCGCACAAGUGGUCGAAAUUUAGUGCGUAAAAUAUCAAUGAUGUCUAGCCAUACCAUUGCUGCAACUACCAGCACCAUGUUCAAAUACCAGCCUCCUGUCAACCGGGACAUGCACGAACUUGAUAGAUCGUUUUUCGUCACCAAGGUUCCUAUGGUCGUGGUUCACUUCCCCGAUCCCAAGAAUAUCAGCCUUUUCACAUCCAAAUUCAAGCAAGAGGUUCUAAACAUCCCCCGUAUCUCGAGGGUAGUUCGACUUGAGACGUCCGACGCUCAAAAUCCAGAACCACCGCUGAAAAAGUCCAACCCAGCAAACGACAACCACAUCAGAAAAGGAGUUUUACUGCGAGAAUCAGUAACGCAGGUGGACCAAGUUCCAUUGCAACUUCCAGCGGAGGCCCAGCAGUUUUUGAAAGACAAUUUGGCGAUCGCACAGCCGUACGAGUGUGUUCUGGAUUAUUCGUUUUGGAAAACUGAGGAGAUCUUCCGUGCUAUUCUGCCUGAACAAUUCUUGGACGAGAUUCCUUCCGGGUUCACAGCCACUGGGCAUAUCGCGCAUAUCAAUCUAAGAAAUGAAUUCAAACCUUACGGGAACCUCAUCGGACAGGUGAUUCUCGACAAAAACAGCAAAAUCGAGACUGUAGUGGACAAAGUAGACUCCAUUGCAACCAAGUUCAGAACUUUUCACAUGCAGGUCUUGGCAGGGAAGAACGAUCUGGUCGUGGAACAACGCGAAUCCAACUGCAAAUUCAAGUUCGAUUUCAGCAAAGUGUACUGGAACUCUAGACUGCACACAGAGCACGACAGAUUGAUCCAAAAGUUCAAGCCGGGACAAUGCGUAGGCGAUGUUUUUGCCGGGGUUGGCCCAUUUGCCGUGCCAGCCGGUAAGAAAAAAGUCAUGGUUUUGGCCAACGAUCUGAACCCGGAGAGCUACAAGUAUAUGUUGGAAAAUAUUGCCGAAAACAAAACGGAUUCGUUUGUGCAACCUUCAAAUCUGGACGGACGCGACUUUAUCAGGGAAAGUCCUCGUUUGCUAGCGGAAUGGCGCCAAAAAACCGAAGCGCGUAUUGUAAUCCCAGGUGGGAGGAGAUACAAGGACUCCAAAACGGGCGAGACCAAGAGAACCGAGCCCCAGUCCGUUCAAAUCCCGCAGUUUUACCACCACUACGUCAUGAACCUGCCUGACAGCGCCCUGACGUUUUUGGACGAGUUCGUGGGCCUGUACUCGAGAUACCCUGAGACCCUUGAGCAAUUGAAGAAAUUGCCUGAUUUCCAAGCGCCUUGGAUCCAUUGUCACUGUUUUGAGAAGUACGAUGCGGAAGAGAGCCCCGAGCCCAGUAUGCAGGAGCUGCAUCGUCGGGUGCACGACAGAAUCAAGACCAUAACGAAGACCAACGAUACUGUUCUUCCGUUUGAAAAUCUACAAUUCCAUCUGGUGCGGAAGGUGGCUCCUACGAAGCCUAUGUUCUGCGUCAGUUUCCAGCUGCCAGACGAGCUGAUUUAA